Molecule: messenger RNA, 609 nt
Organism: Brassica oleracea var. oleracea
Lineage: Eukaryota; Viridiplantae; Streptophyta; Magnoliopsida; Brassicales; Brassicaceae
Exons: 1
Coding region: 1-609 (202 amino acids)
Molecular function (GO): zinc ion binding
Source: RefSeq, a predicted model, not a curated record
AUGAGGAACUUCGUUUACCGGUACAAAAGCAAGGGUCUCGCCAAGAUGGUUUGUGAGGCUGCAUUCUCUUUCCGGCGCUCUGAUUUUGAUGCUAACUUUGCCAAAAUUAAACAAGCUAGUGCACCCUGCUUCAAAUACCUUGAAGACAUUGGCACUGCAAAAUGGUCACAGACUUACUUUCCUGGAAAUCGGUACAAUCUCCUCACCAGCAACGUUGUUGAGCAGUUGAACAAGGCUAUUUCCAAAUCCAGAGCCUCUCCCACCGUUGAGAUGUUCAUGUUCAUCCAACGCAUGCUCACUCGGUGGUUCUCAGCAAGGAGGACAAAAUCAGCAAAACACAGGGGUUUUGUCACCCCCGAGGUCGAUAAAGUCAUGCAGACUCAUAUCAGACUCACCAAAGGCAGCAAGAUUUAUCCAGCCAAAGAAUGGACCUACUCGGUUAGGGGUCUUUUUGGUCACCCUAACACUGUCCACCUCGAUACUAAAGCCUGUACAUGUCAAGUGUUCCAAAAGCUAAAAAUACCAUGCGGACAUGCUAUGUUGGCUGCUGAUUCUAUCGGUCUCCCAUACACCCAAUUAGUGGGUGAUUGCUACAAAACACAGCACUAG